CUCUCUCUCUCUCUCUCUCUCUCUCUCUGCGUGUUUGUGUGCUAGCUAGCGCUAAGCAUUUCUUGAGUGUUUUCCGGGUUGUCUUGGGUGCGUACUUAAGUGCAGAGCUGAAUUAUAAGUUUAUUUGCAUCCAUCGGCGAAAAACCAAGUAUGGGAGAGGUCCUGUCUGAAGAACAGAUUGCAGAGUUUCAAGAAGCUUUUUGUCUCUUUGACAAGGAUGGAGAUGGCAGCAUCACCAUCGAAGAAUUAGCCAAUGCAAUCAGAUCAUUGGAUCAAAAUCCUACUCAGGAGGAAUUGCAGACCAUGAUCAACGAAGUGGACGUUGAUGGAAACGGAACCAUUGAAUUUGGGGAGUUCUUGAAUCUAAUGGCAAGGAAAAUGAAGGAAAAUGAAGCUGAGGGGGAAUUAAAAGAAGCUUUUAAAGUGUUUGACCAGGACCAAGAUGGUUACAUAUCACCAAAUGAGUUAAGGCAUGUAAUGAUAAAUCUUGAAGAGAGGCUGACAGAUGAAGAGGUGGAUCAAAUGAUCAGAGAUGCUGAUUUGGACGGCGAUGGUUUAAUCAAUUUCGAGGAAUUCGUGAGAAUGAUGUUAGCUAGCUAAUUAAAUCUCUAUAUAUUUGUGAUAGUAUGACCCAGAAUUAUGUACUGAUCUGUCUACCAGAAUGAAAUAUGAAGGUACUGUAAUGAUUUUAAAUAAGCAAAAACGAGGAUCAGGCGCCGCUGCGUUUUGGGUUUUA
This is a messenger RNA of Juglans microcarpa x Juglans regia, 736 nucleotides long. RefSeq names its product calmodulin-like protein 11. Lineage: Eukaryota; Viridiplantae; Streptophyta; Magnoliopsida; Fagales; Juglandaceae. The record is from RefSeq and is a predicted model, not a curated record. Gene Ontology annotation, molecular function: calcium ion binding; enzyme regulator activity. The transcript is spliced from 4 exons. The coding region runs from base 151 to 600 and encodes 149 amino acids.